AUUAGAUUAGCCGCCCAAGCUGCGCGUACGCUUUGCAGCGGUCCACAGCGUUCCACUGCUGAGAACAACUGUAAUGUUACUCUGACACGCUUCCCAACGCUUUCGGACUGCCUGGCGUUAAAGUAGUGAUCUCCGGACAAGUGGUGCGAUGGAGGAUCAUGGUGUGGAGAGCCUGGCUGAGGUGUUCCGCUGCUUCAUCUGCAUGGAACGGCUGCGGGAUGCCCACCUGUGUCCCCAUUGCUCCAAGCUUUGCUGCUACGCCUGCAUUCGACGCUGGCUGACAGAGCAGCGGUCUCAGUGCCCGCACUGCCGCGCCUCCCUGCACCUGCACGAGCUGGUCAACUGCCGCUGGGUGGAGGAGGUCACUCAGCAGCUGGACACCCUCCAACUGAGCACGGCAGCAGCCACAGCCGCGACUACCGGAGAGGCGGCCAAGCCCGGCUCCCCUGAGCCACGUGACCAAGAGCGCUGCCAGCACCACAAGGGUGAGAAGCUGAGUGUCUACUGCUGGAACUGCCGCCUCUGCAUCUGCCACCAGUGUGCCCUCUGGGGUGGAACGCACUGCGGCCAUGUGUUCAAGCCCCUGGAGGAGGUACACGCUCAGCAGGUGGCAGCCGUGCGGGAGCAGGUGGGGGCCCUGCGCCGCCGCCUCGUCCACCUGUUGGGGUUGGUGGCACAGGUGGAGCGCUCGGUCGAGGCCGUGCGACAGGCCAAGGACCUGCGUGUCCACGAGAUACGCAAUGCCGUCGAGCACAUGAUUGCACGCCUGGACGCCCAGCUGAAGGGGCGCCUGCUCUCGCUUGUCGCUCAGAAGAAUGCCCUCACCCAGGAGACUGAACAGCUGGAGCAGCUGCUGCAGGCUGCAGAAGCGCAGCUUAGCUCGUGCUCGCGUUCAGAGCUCAUUGCCCGCUCGCCCGAGAUAGUGCGUCGGCUGGGGGAGCUGCUGCAGCGGCAGCCCCCCUGUUCUCCCCCUCUGCUGCUGCUGCCCGGGGGUGGCCAGGAGUUCCCCUCGGAGAUGGUACCCCCGUACGAGUCGAGCGCCUUCCUGUUGCGCAACUUUUCAGUGCUGCAGCAGCGUGCCGACCCAGUCUACAGCCGGCCCCUCACCACCUCAGGGCUCACGUGGAGGCUCAAGGUGUACCCGGAUGGAAAUGGAGUUGUAAGGGGAAACUACCUGUCUGUCUUUCUGGAACUUACAGCUGGUCUGCCAGAGACAUCCAAGUACGAGUACCGUGUGGAGAUGAGCCACCAGGGAGGUGAUCCGAGCAAGAACAUAGUGCGCGAGUUUGCCUCGGACUUUGAGGUUGGCGAGUGCUGGGGCUACAACAGAUUCUUCCGCCUCGACCUCCUCGCCUCCGAGGGAUACCUCAGUGGAGACACCCUUCUACUGCGCUUCGAGGUGCGGCCACCCACCUUCUUCCACAAGUGUCGGGACCAGCAGUGGUACCUGGCACAGCUGCAGGCGCAACAGGCCCAGCUGAUGCAGCAGGUGCAACAGCUCAAGGAGAGGCUGACUGCUGAAAUAGCAAAGAACGAGGCGAGCUCCUACACCUCCGAGAAUGCCGCCGAACAGCCAAGCAGCACGGCCGAGUGUGCCGGUCCAAGCCGGACUGUGGAGUCAGACUCGCCCCAAUCGGAUCUCGUAUCUGCGAGCCCUCAGCGUCAGCAGAGUGCCUCCCUCGGGGCCACGGCUGCCAGCAGCAGCAGUGGCACCCUGGAGCAGCAGAUUGCCGCCAACCUGGCUGCAUCUGUGGACACGCUCACUGCAGAGCUCUUGCAGUCCGGUCCACAGAAAGAUGUCUCCUGCCGUUCCAAAUCGGCGUCUAGCAGGCAACGGUGGGCAUCGCGAGGCCUCGGAGACUCGUGCGAUGCCGACUCUUCCGGCACCGAGAGCAGCGAGUGUGCCAGCGAAGGUGAGGUGGACGGUAGGGUCACCAGGCUUCAGGGAGGGUCAGGUGUUGGCUCCACUUUGGAUGAAAACGACAUUGACGAGGAGACCAUGUCUGGCGAUCGGGAUGUGGAGCACCAGCACGGCUCCCGUCACAGUGCCAGCGGUGGAAGCAGUGGUGCCAGUGGCAGCUGCUGUCACUGGUGGAAUCUGGGUACCACGGGCAGCAGCGGAUCUGCAGCCGGAUCUAUGGCCGACCCCAGCCGGGAGGGCUGCUCGUCGGCCGCUGCAUCCCGCGAGGAAGACGACGAGUCGGUGCUCUUGCGCCUGCUCGAACUGCAGGAUCGCCGGGGUGUGGCAGCGGCGACACCACUGCACCAGUGCCGUUCUAGCUGGAACCGCAAGGGAGCUUCCAAGGGCAAGCGGCGGCCGCGUGAGGGUUGCCGGCACCUGCUGCUGCUGUCACUGCUGUCCAAGAGCGGCCACAGCCGGUCGGCCUCGGAGCCAGGGCCCUCGUCGUGCGAGAGCCAGGCGGCGGCCCCACUGGUGGAGGACAGCCCCCCUGAGAAGUCGGUGGCCACCAACUACUCAUCCGAGCUAGAGCCCAUCUCGGAGCUGCUGAACAACAGCCAGGAACUGUUUGCCGUCCCUGACGAGUCGUUUGCCGAGCUGCCUCGCAGGACUUCCCCACAGCAGAUGCUCGCUUGUGUCAGUGAUGGCUUACCAAGACAGUCAAAUCCAGAGCCAAAGCAAGCCAAGGACAGGAGGGGAUCACAUGGGGAUGUACCGGCUGCCUCAGCAACUGCUCGAGCGUCUACUCAGGGAAUAGCGGGCUGGCUUGCCGCUCAGGAUGGCCGUGGAUCCCCAUCUGCAUUUGUUGCUUCAUCGUCGGGACACCCGUCCAGCGCGGCUCGUUCGUUGCCGGCUUCGCCAUCUCUUCACGGAGCUGCCGCCACGGCAGCUGCGACAGCAGUGGGUGUGGCGGCCGCGGCCGUGAGUGGUGGCGGGAAGAGCCAUGAAAGUGGUGCCAGCCGCACGGCGACUUCUAAGCCUCACCACGACAGCACCCCCCAGUGA
Molecule: messenger RNA, 2965 nt
Organism: Rhipicephalus microplus (southern cattle tick)
Lineage: Eukaryota; Metazoa; Arthropoda; Arachnida; Ixodida; Ixodidae
Product: E3 ubiquitin-protein ligase TRIM37-like
Biological process (GO): aggresome assembly; protein monoubiquitination; protein autoubiquitination
Cellular component (GO): aggresome; peroxisomal membrane
Molecular function (GO): zinc ion binding; ubiquitin protein ligase activity; tumor necrosis factor receptor binding
Source: RefSeq, a predicted model, not a curated record